Messenger RNA from Lutzomyia longipalpis, 3406 nucleotides. It is a transcript of the gene Reps, whose product is annotated as ralBP1-associated Eps domain-containing protein 2. Lineage: Eukaryota; Metazoa; Arthropoda; Insecta; Diptera; Psychodidae. The record is from RefSeq and is a predicted model, not a curated record. Gene Ontology annotation, biological process: endocytosis; endosomal transport. Gene Ontology annotation, molecular function: calcium ion binding; protein binding. Gene Ontology annotation, cellular component: plasma membrane; cytoplasm. Bases 293 to 2854 code for a protein of 853 amino acids. The transcript has 4 exons.
GAAAAUUUUUAUUGGAACAGCAGAGUGAACGUCAAAAUCAUUAAAAGAAGUGAAAUUUAUCACAUCAAUUAAUUUAAAAGGCUCUGAUAGUUUUUUUUUCAAUCUGUGAUUAUUUAUUCUUCUCAUUGAAAUAAUUUCCUGUGAGGAAAGGGCAUAAAUUCUCAAUAGCCCUCGAUGUGCUCGAAUGUUCUCACCUAGGAGAGCUCCAUAGAAUUUCUUCGCAGAAGAGAAGAAAGCGAGUGCCAGAGUAAAAUCUAUAACAGCGCAAAAGAAGAAAAAAAAAAGAAUAUCAAUGACACACAUGGAAGAAGAAGUGCUGAGCAACAUCUCAGAAACUGAAUCGAGAUAUUUUGCAGAUAUAUUUUUAUGUUGUGAUGUGGAAAAAACAGGAAAUGUGCCAAUACUCAAAGCCACGGAAUUAUUUCGAUCGGCUAAUUUGUCAAAUGAUAUAAUUAGACAGAUUCUUCACUUGGCACAGGUACCUCAAACAACCCUUUAUAUAACGCGAAAACAAUUUUAUUCGUGCUUAAAAUUGAUAGCAGCACAACAAGCAUCAAUUCCAUUGAGAUCAGAUUUAAUACAUACACCCACAACAUUACCUCUACCCCGAUUUAGUUGGUGUGAUUCACCAAGUACAAUUAUAACAGCCAACAAUGGGUCUGAGGAUGGUGGUUUGGCAAAAUCAGCAGGUGUUGAGCUGCACAAGCAAUGGGUGGAAGUCCAUGCCAACAGUCCAAAUUUAAUUCAAUUGACCAACAAUUCCAUAAAUCCUGCAGAACUAGCAAAUGCAGAUUUACAGAGUACAGACAGUGAGGUUGAGCACAACGAUGUUAAAGUAACACGCGAACGGGAUAAGAUGCAAAAUAAGGAUGGUUCACCUGAAGCCUGGAGUACUGCUAGUGAUAGUCCAACACCAACAAAUAGCGUGGCUGAACGUCCGUGGGCAAAAGAGAAUCUCUGGCAUGGUCUACUGUGUGAGGAGCAACGUCAACUGCUGGCCACGGAAGAGGAAUCAUCCGACCGGCAUAGUAGUGAUGAUGAUGUUGAUUUGGAGUCCGUGUUUAAAAUUACCACGGAACAGAGGGAAUACUACACGAAACAAUUUUAUACAAUUCAACCCGAAGGUGGACUCCUCUCUGGCCCCGUGGCUAGAAUGUUUUUUGAGAAAUCUCGCAUUCCCGUUGAAGAGCUCCGCCACAUCUGGCAACUAUGUGAUGUUACUCGCGAUGGAGCAUUGAGCCUAGAGGAAUUUACAGCAGCUAUGCACCUUGUUGUCUUACGACGAAAUAAUAUUCCUCUGCCGCACAAUCUACCACCGUGUCUUAUGCUCAGUAGUGGUGGAGGAAGUACAACAGCAUCAACAACAGCAGCAACUGAAAAGGAGGGCACUACACAAAUCUUUGGUCAAUCGAAUACAUCUAAAAAUCCCCCUGAGGCAGAUCUUUUGCAUUUAAAUGAUGACGACAAUGAAGAUGAUGGUGAUGGUGAUGGUGAUAAGGAGAAUGAAAGUGCAUCACUUGUUACACUUGCAAGUGGUUCAUCACCAAUUGCCAAUAUCUUGAAUGCUGUUGGUGCUGCACAUUCAAAAUCCAAUUCACCCGUAAAGGUUGCUCAAGUGACGCCUCCGCUACCAACGAAGGCGUCAACGAAACAUGUUGAAAAAGAUUGGGCAUGCGUUUCCAAUCAAUCCCAAUCAACAAAUCGCGAUUGGAAUGUAACAAAUAAUCGUGAAUGGACAAAAUUCAAUGAAUCACCCACAUCAAAUGUUUCCAGUCCCGGCCUUAAGCCCGUGAAUUUUGACAUGCAACGCACAGCACAGGCUGUUGUGUCUGAUCCACAAAUCCUCCAUCCGGUUGCACUUCGCGUAACACCCGUAACAGUGUCGGAGAUUGCGGAUGAAAAUGAUUCAAUGCGUCGAUCAUUGCUGUAUGAGAAUCAUGAAAGGGAAUCAAGCCCCAAGCACGUGGAGAAAUUACGGGAGUCAGUUCAAACGGAUCUACGGUCAAUUCAACGGCCACAACCUAAGAAGAAAUUACCCGCGAAGGCUGCAGGAGCACUUCCACCGCCUCCACAGAGGGAAUCAAGUAUAUCAUCUGAGCAGAAUGACCAAUCAAGUGCAAAUGGUGUGGUGAUGUCUAUGAAAAAGGAACCACCACCGCUACCACCUCCAAGACCACAUCGUCAUGCUAGGAGCAGUAGUUUGGAUUUGAAUAAAUUAAAAUUAGGUGCUCCACUACCACCUGAAAUUCCUCCGAGGAUUUCACCACAUAUGACAUCCCAGAAUAGCUGUGAUGCACAAGUUGAAGGCACAAAUACAUCUUUUGCUGAUUUUACACAAUUCCCUCAGACAUGUUUCGAUGACAAUGGAAGUGGUGUUAAGAGCAAUGCUACUACCACUGUUGCAGCAGCAGCAGCAGCAAAUAUUGCUCUUUCUCCACGUCAAACAAUCAGUACGCUGCAGUCAUCUCAGAGAAUAAGUGCUUUUGAAGUAUAUAGGAAGCCAAAUUCACGAAAUUCUCAAUCACCCCCAUCAGCAUCGUCGCAACCAAUUCAACCUGCUGUUAAUGUGCAAGAUUUAGAGAAGCGCCUAAUUCAACUCACAGAAAGUGUCAAGCAGUUGGGUUUUCAGCCUGAACAAUUCCGUGAGAGUAGCGUAAAUGAAGUUAUGGUAUACCUUCGUGGACAAAAUACCGCAUUGAAGCGCAUCUGUGCUGAUCUCAGUAGUGAAUUGUGGGAAACAGAACGUAGUCGUGAGGAAUUGCGUACGCGCUUACGGAAGGACAAGAGUAGUACAUCAAGUAGUGUAAGUAAUUCGAAUAUUAUUUCGAAUUCUACACAUCAAACAAAUGUCUAGUAUCAGAAGAGAUAAGAAAAAAGAUGUAAUUGUUUUUUUUCCUGUUAAGGAGGCAGCUAAUUAAAUCCAAUCUCUUGUACUUUCUUUUUGGUUUUUUUUUGUAUGAGUUAUAGUCCUUUAAAUAAAGAUGACAAUUUCUAUUGAAUUUUAAUAGAUUUUAGGAAAAAUAAUCAAUGAGAUUGUUUGUUUAAUACAUACAUAAUAUUGCCAAGAUAAAAAAGCUUAAAAAAUAAAAGAUCAAAGCUUCAAAACGUGAAAUUUCUUACAUAGUGUAUACUUCUUUUUUCCAUAAAGAAAAAAAUCUUAAAGAUCUGUUGUUUGCUUUUUUUAUUACAUUUUUAUCUAAUUAAAUACAAUAAUUGUAUAUUAAGCUAAAAUGUACCUAUUAUAGCGCUCCUCUGUUAGCAUUAUACCAUACAAAUGGGUGUUUGAAAGAUAAAAGAAAAAAAAAACUUUGUAAUAUGCAUGAUAAAUAUAUGAAAGUAAUCCAAGUAUAUAGUAAGCACUAUAUGUAUUUAUGUUUAAAAUAAUAAAGGAAAUUUAUUAAAUAUA